Messenger RNA from Cyclospora cayetanensis, 2154 nucleotides. RefSeq names its product SUMO-activating enzyme subunit 2. Gene Ontology annotation, biological process: protein sumoylation. The transcript is spliced from 8 exons. The record is from RefSeq and is a predicted model, not a curated record. Gene Ontology annotation, cellular component: SUMO activating enzyme complex; cytoplasm. Gene Ontology annotation, molecular function: SUMO activating enzyme activity. The coding region runs from base 1 to 2154 and encodes 717 amino acids. Lineage: Eukaryota; Apicomplexa; Conoidasida; Eucoccidiorida; Eimeriidae.
AUGGCACCCCCUCUGGACCCCGAAAUUCCUGUAGUGGCGGCAACGCGAGGUGGUGAGGGGGGUGGCUCUGGUGUUGCCGUGAACGCACAGGAAGAAAGUGGCCCCCCUAGGUCGCCUCCCGUUGGGGGUGUUUCUUCGGAGCCUAUUGCGGACUUUGACGCCUCUGAGGUUGCUGUUUUGGUUGUGGGGGCAGGAGGAAUUGGCUGUGAGCUUGUCAAGACGCUGGUUCUGAGCGGCUUCUGCCGCAUUGGCAUUGUCGAUCUAGAUACCGUCGAUAUCACAAAUCUGAAUCGACAGUUCUUUUUUAGGAAGGCACACGUUGGCAUGAGCAAGGCUCAGGUUUUAGCGUCUGCUUGCAGCAAGCUUUUUACGCAACAACAGCUCCUGAAAAUUGGAGCGGCCGCAGCAGCUGCUGGCACCCAGCCUGCAACGCAGGAGUGCUCUGCAGCAGCAGAAGAUGAAUUAGUCUCUGGUGAUCGCAUCUAUGGGCUGCUGGGCAUGCGUGGCAACAUUAUGUCUGCCUGCUUCACGGUUUCGUUUGUUUCUUCGUUUGACAUCGUGUUCGCUGCCCUCGACAACUUGCAGGCGCGGCGGCACUUGAACCGCCUCUGCCUCGGAGCAGAAAAACCCCUCAUAGAGGCAGGCAGUACAGGUUACAGCGGCCAAGUAGUGCCAAUAGUGCCGCAUCAAACUUUGUGCUUCGAUUGCGAAGCCAAGCCAAACGUCAAGGACAGAUUUCCUGUAUGUACACUGCGGCAGCACCCCGAAAAACCCGAACACUGCGUAGCCUGGGCAAAGAUGCUUUAUGAGCUCCUUUUCGGUCUCGAUAACGCUGAUAAUCUUCUCGUGGACCUUAAGGCAGAGCUGGAAGCGCUUCUAAGCACCGCCAGCAGCAACUGGCAAGACGUAGCGACUGCAGGGAAGCGGGUGAUGGAGGAGGUUUUCAGCAAGCAGAUAAAAGAUCUACGCAUCCUCAAAACUGACUGGAAGGGGAAAGAUCCUCCUAACCCCUUGCAGCUCCACCCAGACCUGCAACGGCAGGUGAUGCAGCGGCAUCAGCAGCAUAAUACAAUGCAGGAUUUUCCAGCUCACAGACUGUGGUCAUCUCUGGAGUGCCAACAGGCAUUCCUCUCCAGCUUCUGCUCCCUCAUGAAAAAAAAGCACGAAAUGCAAAAUCAGGAUGCGCAAGGACAGCAGCAGAAACAGCUGCAGGGUGUGCCCUUCGAUAAAGACGAUGACUUAGCGAUGGAUUUUACGCGAUGGGAGCUGCAAGCGAUUGCGGGAUCCAUCAUUCCUGCGAUUGCGAGCACCAAUGCAAUUGUAGCAGCCCUCCAAGUUGUUCAGGCUCAGCACCUUCUCCGAGGUCUGACCAGGCUGCGUCAUCAGCAGGCUGUAAAGCCACAAGGGCAGCAAAGUGCUGAUGAGCUGAAAGAGACUGUGCGAGACACCUUGGCGCGUCAGGUGUGGGUAAAACCAUUUGUCACGGGGCGUCAUGCAAAUCGUUAUGGAUCUCUGCUGCUGCCGGAAAUUCUUGAGCCUCCUCGCGCUAGCUGUUUCGCCUGUCAGCAGAUACGGCUAACCGUGAAACUCGCAUCCUUGAAGAGCUGGAAUCUUUACAAUUUCCUGAAACGCGUGCUGAUUGAGGCAUUGGGGUUCAACUUGCCCUUCCUCGAUUACGGUUGCAACCUCAUCGAUCCUGAAGAGGCUCUUCAAGACGACGCGUACCGGCAGUCGCUGCUCUCGACAAGUCUUCAAGACGCGCAAAUCAGCAGCGGCACUCUCCUAACAGUUACUGACUUCUCACAGGGGGAGUUUCAGUGCGAUCUGUUGAUUCUCGAAGAUCCUACUAUUACCGAUAAACCGGAGGAAGCAGCAACUGCCUUCCUGCUCUCCAAGCCUGAAACGACGGCCUGCGACAAGGGCAGUAACAGCAGCAGCAGCAGCAGUAGCACUGCCGCGAGCAGCAGUAGCAGCGACAGCAGCAGCAGCAACAGCAACAGCCCACAAGAGGGAGGUGCCUCAACCCCUAUCCUUGUCGAUUCCGAUGACGAAGGCUGCCACUUGGCAGGCGUGCCUUUAGCAGCAGCAGCAGCUGCUGCUGUGGCUGCGAACAAGGAUGCAGAAGUGCUGGUGGUUAGCGAUAGUGAUGCUUAG